AUGCGCAUGAACUUGGACCAAAAGGGCCGUUUGGCGCAUGUUGAAGUUCGGAAGCCCAAUAACGAGAUCACAAAGGCGUGGCUCAAUAGUGACGCGAAGGCACUCGGGAUCAUUGCUAAAGGUGUGGAACUACAGCAUCAGACGAAGAUUCGAUUUGCUUCACGUGCCAUGCACGCAUAG
This is a messenger RNA of Peronospora matthiolae, 180 nucleotides long. Lineage: Eukaryota; Oomycota; Peronosporomycetes; Peronosporales; Peronosporaceae. The record is from the annotation of a GenBank genome assembly.